GCCCGGUGCCUCCGCCCGCGAGCUCAGUCCGCCUCUCGCGCUCGCUAGAACCGCCCGCCACGGUCCGCACCGCUCUACGGCGAUUCCGCGAAACCGGCUCCACUUAACCCUUCACCCACCCCUGUGACAAACCCAGUGCAUCUGUGAUAGUGACAUUUGUGACAGGAACGCUUCAACACCAGCCCCGUUGGAUGAGAAUGCCGCGGCAAGGAGUAACAAGCGCGGGGUGAGGUGACGCGGGGGCGCCAUGAGCGCUCCGGAGCCGUUCGUGCUUCAAGCGCUGCAGGGCUUCGUGCACGGCAGCGAGAAGUGGCCGGGGCCUCGCGCUGUUAAGAUAUUUGUGGCCUCCGCUUACAAUGAUUUCCGCGAGGAGAGACGCCAGAUCCUCGAGCUGGUGGGGCCGGAGUUGCAGUCCACGUACGAUGAUCGAUACAUCGAAUUCGAGUUUGUGGACAUGCACUACGGCACCGAUGGCGGCGACGAGACCAAUCCGAAGCUGCUUCGGUACCACCUCGACGAGAUCCGCUGUUGCAAUCACACCUCCAAAGCCGGAUACUUUUUCUGCCUCAUCGGUGGAGACGCGGCAUCCUACCAGCCAGUGCUGCCCUACUCCAUCCCCGAAGCCAAGUUCGAGGAGCUGGUCAAGUCCGAGUCGGCGCAGGCGGCGCUCGUCCGGGCUUGCUACCGACUCAAUGGGGAUGGAGCGUACCAUUUGGAGGGCGACGAUAAGUGGUACAGCAAUCUUCUAGAACGUGAAGAGCAGCGGAGCCGUCUAGCAGAAGUGCAGAAAGCGUUCAACUCUCUAGCGCUUGAAGCGCUUGCCGAGGAUGUUGACGUCGCUGACCUGCUGCGGAGUCCGGUUGAAUUACAGUGUGAAUUGGCCUUAGAAUUGUUAACUACUGGCAACCAUCCAAAGGGCGUCAUAGUGGUGUUUAGAGACAUGCCGGAGCCCGAGGCAGAAGACUCUAAGAUCGCAGUGCUAGCUCACAACAGGCUCAAAGAACUGAAGAAGAAGCUGGAAGAUGCCUUACCUGAAAGCCAUGUCAUCAGGCUUGAGUCUGUGUCAGCGGAGUCGUCUCGGACAGACGCGGCAUCAGACACGGAGGAGAAGCUCAGCCCUUUCAGGGAACAGGUUCAGGCUGUGGUGUGCUCGCUGGUCGAUGACAGCCUUAGCACGGAGCCUGACCAGGGCAAGGGAAGGAAAAAAACUGUACAGGAAGUAUUUCUGGAACACAUCACUCAUCUUAGGAUAUGUAUAGAACAUAAUCGGUUGUAUAAAGUUACUGUUAAACAAAUCGAGGAUGCGGCGGAAAGUAUACUAAGUAACGCUAAGGAAAACUACGAGAAUCGGAAUCGGCAUCCCCCGGUCCUGAUUUACGGCCCGGACGCUUCCGGGAAGAGCACAUUACUAACCCAUCUCUACUUCAAGUUCGAGGAAAUAUUUAAAAAGCCAGUGCUGAGGGUUGUGAGGUUUUCCGCGUCAACGCCACGAUCGGCCUACAAUUUGGAGUUGUUGCGAGUGAUGUGCCAGCAGAUAUCUAUUAUUCUAAACAUUCCCGAGGGGUAUUUGCCGAAGGACGCGAGUUUUGAUCCCUUGUACAUAAACAAUUGGUUCCAAAGUCUGUUGAAGCGGUGCGAGGAUAUGCAGAACGAGGUUCUGUUGAUAUUCAUCGACAAUGUACAUAGAGUUAAUCCUCUGGAAUGUGAUAUAGUGACGGGGCUGUCGUGGCUGCCGAUGUCGUUGCCUCGGAACGUUCAUCUUGUGUGCACAAGCGCAGUGUCGCUGGAUCAGUUGCAGCUGACGCCGGCUCAGAAGGAGAAGUUCAAAGUUCAGAACUGUUACUACUUAUUGGACGCGAUCGAGGAGACUCCGGCCAACAAUAGCUACGGCGAUUAUAUCGAUGGUGCCUUUGAUAACUUAGAAGCCGUCUUCGGCUCUAAAGCGUUUAGUAAAUUAGCAAGAAAAUCCACUGAUGAAGCCGUUCACGAGCUCACUGAUUGUAUUGUUCGGGGUUUGGACGGUGGGAGAAAGUGUCUUGCUAUAUUUUUAGAUUUAGCUAAGGCAUUCGACACAGUCUCGGUUCCACUUCUGAUAGAAAAGCUGGAAAGUAUGGGUAUCAGAAAUAUUCAAUUAAAUCUGUUUAAAAGCUACCUCACUGGAAGAAAACAGUGUGUUCGUAUUGGAGACUUCACCAGUGACGAGGAAACAGUCCAAACAGUGACGAUAUCGUAUCUGCGCUGUAUAUUGGAGCACGUACGGUGCUACAUACUAGACAGGGACGUGGAGCUAGUAUACGGAGCUGUGAGGAAGUCAAGUGACAUCCUGACCCGAGACCCUAUGCAGCUCGGAGCUCAGAUAAUAGCAUGGCUUCGACCAGCAGUCGCCAGAAGGGGAGUCCUCGCUACGCUGGUCACAUCUGCGAUGGCGUGGUGCGAUGGCUACGACAAACCUCUUUUAGUGCCUUUGAAUGGAUGGUUGCAACCGCCAAUCGCUUCCACAGUCCGAGUGGUCUCGGUCGGGGGUUCGACUCCUGGUGCUGGCGCCAGGUUGCUACAGUUAGCUCCGUCUGGGCAGCAUUUAGUACUGGCUCCGUCUUCGGGGGACCCGCAGCUAUGGCAUGUCAUGUCAAACUCCAGGGUCCAUACUUUCAAAGGUCACUCAGGGAGGAUCCUCUGCAUGUGCGUGACGCGGGAAUCCCAGUACCUCCUCACGGGGUCUGAAGACACCAGCGUCAUCGUGUGGGACUUACACACGUUAGCAGUCAAGACUAAGAUUUUGGAACACAUAGCGCCAGUGCUAUGUGUAGCAGCAAUCGUGAACCGAUCACUGGUGAUCAGCGGUGGCGAAGACUCAGCGGUCAUCGUCACCUCCCUAGUGGACGGAGCAUUGGUCACAAAGAUCGAUCACCACCGAGGGCCGGUUACCGCGGUAAAAGUGAUUCAAGACGGGGAGAUUCUGGUAACGGGAUCUCAAGAUGGGACGGUGUGUACGUGGAAUGUGGAUAACUUCACGUUGCUCAGCACGGUCACUGCAGGAGUGCCCAUACAUGCGAUGGAAGUGACUGAUGACAACGUGUUCCUCAUAACGCUGCAGGGAGAGAACGAACUGCACUUGAGGACAUUUAUUACUGGGACCUACUUGCAUGUGCUGAAAAGACAUAAAGCUAAGAUAAAAUGCUUCUGCGUGGCUCAUGACUCUUCCCGGGCGGCUGUCGGUUGUGCUGACCAGCGCAUCUACGUGUACAGCCUGCACAGUGGCACGCUGCUGCGCACUUUAGCAGCUGCGCAUGAUUUAGCAGCUCUGGCUAUUGCUGACAAAGACCACUUCUUGUUGGCUGCUGGCAGCAACAGGGUGACAAUAUAUUCAUUCCACACAGAAGAUAAUUUGACCAACUUCAGGCCAACAAAACAGUUGAAGAGGAGACAAACAAAAUCCACAACAAAUGUUACUCUAUUACAGGCAGAACAAAGCGAGCUAAUACCAAUCAGCUGCUUAGAAGUGUCCCGGGAUGGUCAGCUGGCCGUCAGCGGCUGCGCCCGCGGCUUGGUCCGCGUUUGGCAACUGUCUACCCACAGGCUACAAGCCACCCUUAGCGGACACAUGGGCCAUAUAACUUGCGUGUGCUUUUCACCAAACAACCUGAUAGUGCUGAGCGGGUCCGAAGACAGGACUGUGGUUGUGUGGCAGUUGGCGGACAACUCGCCGUCUUUAACGUACAAGGGCCAUUCAGCAGCUCUCCAAUCCUUGCUGAUGAUGUCGGACGGUCGCCGGGCCAUGUCUGGCGACAGGGCACGCAAUGUCAACGUGUGGCUGGUCGACUCUGGAAUAGUCCUGCAUUCAACGCAAGGGCCUAGUGCGAGCCUGGAUGUUACGUUGAAUAUGAAGUUUGCGGUUUUAUCAGACGGUGACAAUUCAGUUCGCAUCUGGGGAUUAGCCGGUGGAGACAGUAGUGAGGAGAGGCGUGCCGUGUCGCACGCUGAACGGAUAACCUGCUUCGCGCUAACGGCUGACUCGCAGCACGUGGUCACUGGUUCUAUGGAUAUGUCGCUGAAGGUGUGGAAACUGGAUGGAGGGAAGCUGUCUCAGGUCCUAGUUGGCCACUCGGAUAUAGUCACUUGCGUGGCGGUGUCCAUCACCAACAAGACGCAAGUGGUCUCCGGAUCCUGGGACUGCAACCUGAUCGUGUGGGACAUCAACACUGGCUCGGACUUGCAUCUGCUGUCGGGACAUCUGGGAAAAGUCACUUGUGUGAAAGUGACUGGCGACGGGACUAUAGCUGUUUCAGGUGCUGAAGACAAGACUCUCAUAAUUUGGGAGACGAAACGGGGACUGGCUCUGACGUCGCUGGCGUUGCACGUCCCCUUGCUGGGUUUCCAAAUUACCAGCGACUGCUCGCGGAUCGUCGUACAUUUACUGGACAGAGGUUGCCUCCCCAUUAUUUGCUUACACAAUACGCCGGCCACAUACGUCAAGAUACCGACUUACGCCGCCCCGACUAAAGACGUGGAUGAACUUCGUCCACUGGCUCCAAAGAGGCCUAUGAGGAGGCUGUUGAAGAAGGAAGUUUCUCUGGACACGUACACGUGGCAGAAGAAAUACGGACACCUCACCUCCGCUGCCAUGAUGGCGCAGGUCGAUGAACGCUUAAAACGAAGGUUUUCGGUAUCAGCUUCCAUGGAAGAAAUAUCAAAAAUACAAGAAGCUAAGGCUAAGGAUCUUGGGUCUCAGGUGAGCUUAGGCCCCGAAGAAGCGGCCAUCGCUCAGUCCCAGCACUUUGAUCAAUUAGAAGCGCUGUGGAACAAAAUAUCUCCUCCGAGGCGGCGCUCUAACAAGUCUCUAUCAAAACAGAGCUCCUUGAUCGAGCGUUUUGACUCUUCUGACGAGGAGCACACGCCGGUUGAAGAACAAGGUAAAUUAUUUAAGCAUAGUGAUUGCUAAAGUUUUGUAAUUAGGUAUUAAACGAACAAGGUUCAAGUAAUAAGGUAGUAAAAUGAUUUUACAAAAGGCGACAAAGAAUAGAUAGUAAUAGACAGAGUUCGUGAAUAUUUAAGUUGUGUUAAAACUGUUAGAUAGAAGUUGAAGUAUUGUAGAUGCGUUAAAGGCUUAGUAGAAUAUAAUUACAACACUAUUUCGUCUUUCCACAGAACACAUGGUGGAAUGAAGAAAUCAUCGAUAAAGAUUUUUCGAAUAAUUAUUAAUUAAAAUCAACGUUCUAUUGACCUCAUUAGUUUAAGUUGAUUAUUCUAGUUUAAUGAGCGGGUCUCAAUUAAUUUCCACUGCUAAGCGUUUAGGUAUUCGUUAAUGAUUAAUUUUUUCAAAAUAAGUUCAUUUUGAUAGUACAUUUUCGUGUUGUGAUCGAUUUGCUUUAGUAUUAUUUUAAUAAUCUAAAUUAUUUUAUUUUUGAAACAAAUGUUAGUGAUAUAAGUGAAUAGUUUCAACGACUUUUAGCGAAAUUGUGCGUACGAUAGAGAAGUUUGUGGUAUUUAUAGUUGAACUUCGAAGAUUUGUAAAGAUACUAUGGUAAAUUAAUCUUAGAAUUCCAGCCUCUACGCAAUGUGAUCUUCUAGAUGUAGCUUCUAUAUUUUCAGGGCCAGUUUUUAUUAUACUAAAGCUUCUCAGCAAUAUACUUUAAUUUUUAACGAUAAUAAACUGCUUUGAUUAAACUUUUGUUAAAAAUUAAAAAUACAUUAAGUAAUAUACAAAAGAGAAAAUACAUCAAAAUAUAAGUACUAAACACUUGUAAUAAGUCUUGUGUCAAACGAAAUUCAUUAAUACGCACUUAUAAAAUUAAUAACUUCAAUCUUAUGACUUCUAAUGACAAUAGAUUUUACCUAAUAGGUAUAUUUAACUCCUGAUCGAUUUAUGAAAGGUGUAUCAGUGUGAUUGAUCUGAGAUCAAACUUUAUUUAUGUUUUAGAACUGGUCCUAGUGUAGGAAUACAUGUCGCUAAAAUUCGAUAGUCGUACUUAUAUUAUAAUAUAUUUAAAAUAACCUUGAGUAAGUAUAUCUUAAUUCCGAUUAUAUAUUUUAUUUUUUUAAAUUGUGUCUUCUGUAUUUUUUUCAAUCUAUUAUCUUUUGCGGGUAGUAGAAGAUCAGAAUAAGAAGCGUCCAUCCCAUAUUCUCAGAAAAUGUACCUACUAUAAUUUUAUUUUUAAAGUACUUUUAUCUGGCGAAUCGUUGAAUUGAAAAAGACAAAAUACUCGUAUUGAAAAUGCUUUUUUUUUUUACUUUUUUUACUGAUGUAUCUGAUGAAUAGGCGAAUGAUGUUUUUUAUUCCGAUCUUAGGCAGAGAUUAAAAUCUGAAAUUUUAAUUUUAUAUAAUUAAAAUAUGACUAGCUUAGACAUAGUUUACAUUAGGUUAAUGUUUACCUAAAACUUCAAUUAAAUUAACAUUAAUUGGUGGAAAUUGUGUCUUAUUAACUUUGCAGCUAAUUUCGUCAGAUAACUUUAUCGGUAGAUUGAGUUUGACAAUUUGACAGAUGUUACAGAUAAUAUAUUUCAUUUAGGGCUGAUUUUUCAAUCGUCAGAUAUCUUUCUGAAGAAUAACCUUGUCAUGUCGACAUAUUAUCCAUACUAGAAAUACUGUCAAUGUGCCAAACUUAUUCUUCAGUUAUCUAUAAGUUAGGACGACGAUUUGAAAAUCCCUAAAAGACUUUAGUCUUCGGAUAAGUUAUCUGGCGAUUGAAAGGUCUAAUUAAGUCCAAUGAAUUUUUUUCAGUUUUAUUUUGCAAUUAUAAUAUGUCUUCAUAACAUAACUUAAACUUACAUUUUAUUUACAGCCUUAUUCGUAUAUAUUUUAGACAUAAUCUCCCUGAUCAAUGUAUGUCUAGUGUUUUCCAAACUGUGAUCCCCUAUAAAGACUUCUAUGUAAGGACUCAUAAUAAUCAAUAGUAUCCUUAUAGUUAAGAGUAAGUGUAAUGUAAGAGUUAAUUUCAUCUACUUUUAUAUGACCCUUUUUACAAGGGCUUUCGAACAUUUCUUUAAAACCAAAACAUGUAUUUGACUAAAAGAGAUAAUUUAAUAAAGAGUACCCAAAAUAAUUCUAUUAAAAUUUUAAUGAAACGUUAAUCGGCUUUAUAAUUUUAAAGGUUAUUAGUCAUGUUAAAUUAGAUAUAUUAGAAGAAACUUGCUUCAUAACCAAAGAAUAAACAAAAAACCCAAUGCAAUAUCCCAAAGUAAGCUCACGAAAAAAUUUAAAAGAUUAUAGAUUGUUUUAAUAUGUAGAAUGUUUAAAUUAAAUGUUGGUAUUAGAUGUUAAAUUAGAAAACGCAAUAAUAUUUCAUAAGUAGAUGCACUAACUUGUAGUUAAGUCUUUAGGCAGCUGAAUUCUCGUCGUGUAAGGUUUUGACUUGUGGCACUACAUCAGUAUAACCAACACGCUUAGACCUUCAUUUUUGAAUAGUUGCAAGCAAUCGAAAGACGUAAGGGAAUUCGGUGUACGAAUAUGAGAGCGAAAUUUUCAAUAUAAUACUUCGAAAACAUAAAUAACAAUAAUAAGACUUGAUUUUGUGUUAUUUAAAAACUAACCAUCAUAAUCAAAAUGGUAACUUUA
Ostrinia furnacalis (Asian corn borer) is the source of this 7552-nucleotide messenger RNA. RefSeq names its product NACHT domain- and WD repeat-containing protein 1. The record is from RefSeq and is a predicted model, not a curated record. Lineage: Eukaryota; Metazoa; Arthropoda; Insecta; Lepidoptera; Crambidae. The coding region runs from base 248 to 4939 and encodes 1563 amino acids. The transcript has 29 exons. Gene Ontology annotation, molecular function: protein binding.